CCCGAGUUGCCGCCGCCGCCGCCGCCGCCGUCGCCGCUGCUCCUCCUCUCCCAGUCUUGGGUUUCCCAGGCGCUGCUGCCGCCGCUACCUCUGCGGUCUGUCUGAGGAGGAGGAGGAUGUGAAGAUGGCGGAGCUGCAGAUGCUGCUGGAGGAGGAAAUCCCGGGGGGCCGCCGGGCCCUCUUCGACAGUUACACGAAUCUGGAACGGGUGGCAGAUUACUGCGAGAACAACUACAUCCAGUCAGCAGAUAAGCAGCGAGCUCUAGAAGAAACCAAAGCCUACACCACCCAGUCCUUAGCAAGUGUUGCCUAUCUGAUAAAUACCUUGGCCAACAAUGUUCUACAGAUGCUGGAUAUUCAGGCAUCCCAGCUACGAAGGAUGGAAUCUUCAAUCAAUCAUAUUUCACAAACCGUUGAUAUUCAUAAAGAGAAAGUUGCAAGAAGAGAGAUCGGUAUUUUGACUACCAAUAAAAACACUUCAAGGACACACAAGAUUAUUGCUCCAGCCAAUCUUGAACGACCAGUUCGUUAUAUUAGAAAACCUAUUGACUAUACAAUUCUAGAUGAUAUUGGACAUGGAGUAAAGGUGAGUACCCAGAAUAUGAAGAUGGGUGGGCUGCCACGUACGACACCUCCAACUCAGAAACCCCCCAGUCCCCCCAUGUCAGGGAAAGGGACACUUGGGCGGCACUCCCCCUAUCGCACACUGGAGCCAGUGCGUCCUCCAGUGGUACCAAAUGAUUACGUACCUAGCCCAACCCGUAAUAUGGCUCCCUCGCAGCAGAGCCCUGUGAGGACAGCUUCUGUGAAUCAAAGAAAUCGAACUUACAGCAGCAGUGGGAGCAGCGGAGGAAGCCACCCGAGCAGCCGUAGCAGCAGUCGGGAGAACAGUGGAAGCGGGAGCGUGGGCGUUCCCAUUGCUGUUCCUACUCCAUCUCCUCCCAGUGUCUUUCCAGGUCAUCCUGUUCAGUUCUACAGCAUGAACAGACCUGCUUCUCGCCAUACUCCUCCAACCAUAGGGGGCUCGUUGCCCUAUAGACGCCCUCCUUCCAUAACGUCGCAGACAGGCCUUCAGAAUCAGAUGAAUGGAGGACCUUUUUAUAGCCAGAAUCCAGUAUCUCUUGCUCCUCCUCCUCCCUCCAUUCUACAGGUAACUCCUCAGUUACCUUUAAUGGGAUUUGUGGCCAGAGUCCAAGAAAAUAUUUCAGAUACACCACCUCCACCACCACCUGUGGAAGAACCAGUCUUUGAUGAGUCCCCCCCGCCUCCUCCUCCCCCAGAAGAUUAUGAAGAGGAGGAAGCAGCUGUGGUUGAAUAUAGUGAUCCUUAUGCUGAAGAGGACCCACCGUGGGCUCCAAGAUCUUACUUGGAAAAGGUUGUGGCAAUUUAUGAUUAUACAAAAGACAAGGAAGAUGAGCUGUCCUUUCAGGAAGGAGCCAUUAUUUAUGUCAUCAAGAAGAAUGACGAUGUUUGUAGAUUGAGGAUGAUGAAGUGAGUCCCCAAACAUUGCGAGGGUGGUUAACAGUUGCUGGUUUGAUUUCAAUGUGCUGCGGCCGCUGCAGGAGACUGAGCUGCCACCGAGGGCUUGUGGGCCCAGGCAUGUGACGCGUGGUCGCCUGGCUCACAGACUGAAGCAGGCGUGUGAAGCUAGACGUGAGGUUCCUGAGGUUCUGAAGAGACUGACCUGGAGAAAAUGUUGUGCUCUAGGCAUCCUAGACCUUUGCCUUAGGCACUGUUUCCAGGAGUAGAAUCUUGGAGGUCAGACCAGCUAUUUCUUUACUUCUCUCACUAUUUAGGAAAACAUUCUUUCUUGGAAAAUAGCAGUUAUUGUGAAGUCCCUUGACAGUCACUGGGAAUCAAAGGCUUGCUACUGUGCUCCCCGAAUGUUGUUAAUGGCCAGUGUUAGCUGCUGCUGAGUCUACUUAUUUCUAGGAAAGGUAAAUACUCUCCCAGUUUUUGAUUGGUUUUGAAGUCGCUGCUCUUGGCAAGAAUUUGAACCUUCUAUCUUGGACUAAGAAUAGUGGGAUGAGAGGUUUAAGGCCAAAUACUAAUCUACUUACAUAGAUAAAAAUCAAGAUAAUUUUGAGUGAAACAGUAUUUUUUUCUGUCUGUACAAGUUACAGCUUCAAGUGGAGCCUGUAAGGCAGCUGGCUUUAACCAUCGCUUCUUUAAGCAGUGUAAGAAAUACUCAUGAAAGGGUCCAGGAGGGUUUGCUGCUCAGCAGCUGGAUUUUGUGGUGAGGACCCAGCUCACGGGCCCAGAGCUGCCAUGGGUUUGUCCCCGUCCCAGGGACUUUGCCAGGUCAUUUCCCGGUGCUGGGUAAAAUGGGGAGCGGCAAGCACUGCGUUUGUUUCAAACGAAGGCCUUGAACAGGAUAAUGUAGGUAGGGGGAUCUGAUUGAAAAAUGAACAAGUGCACUAGUGUAUGAGGGAAUUCAGAUGGUGUAAGCAGAAGUUAGUAUUCCACUUGUAGAUCUGUUUUCAGAGCACAAAACGUCAUCACUAUUUAACCGACCCAGAUAUAGGGUUCCCUUAUCAAGACUUCUUGUUUUAAAGUUGCAGGGGGUUUUCCCCCACAUAUUGCAAGGUAGCUAUUUUGCGUUUAGAUUUCUUCAACAUGAGCGUUCAUUAACUUGCCUCCACUUUGUGCUUUUGUUAGGUCAUCUUGACAUUCUUUAUGCUCUGUUUUCCUUUAAAGUAAUGGCCCUGAGUGUCCUCUGAGCCUUCAGGUUCAUUAUGGACCAAGACUAUCUACCUGGAUAGGUUAAACUCUUCUUAGUGUUGGUGUGUAACUAGGAAAACUGUUUUGAAAUUUAGAUGUGUUCCAGUUUUUACUUCAAUAGCUUUGUGCUGAGAAAGCUUAGUGGAUUUUUAAGGCAAGAAGGUAUUUUAAAAUCCAGUGUAGUAUUCACAGCUCACACCUACAGAAGCAGAGAAGAUAAUUGUGCAAAAAAAGUUGGUGGCGGUCACCUUGCCUGUUGGACCCCUGCUGGAUUGUGGCCUGCAGAAGACACUGGUGCAGUCCUUCAUACUGAAGACCUGCAGCAGAGGGGGCUCCAUCGGUCAGCUGACUUUUUCUGUAUUAUUUAACACUAAUGUAUACAAUUAUUUUAAAAACACCUGUUGGAUUUUCUGCAUAUUUUAAAUUUUUGUACAGUUUUGAAUUCUAUAUAUUGUCUUGGAAGGAUUCUAUGUAAUGAUGACGGGCCAGGCCUACAGUAAUUGGAGACUUUUAAUGUAUGUAAUAUUUCACAGAUUGCAUGCUAUUAAUAGUCUGUGAAGGUAGUAUUUCUUGAUUUAUUGUAAGUUCCCCCCCCAAUUUAUUUAUUUUUUUUAUGAACUACAGGAUGGUUGGUAGUAGGAAUUCAAAAUGAAUGCAGAAAUCUUACAGGAUACAUAAUAUUGUGGCAAAGAUGAUUCAAGUCUAAAAUCUGACUUGUAAGCAACCAUUUUAACAGGAUAGAGGGAAUCUAAUGGGAGAGGGGAUUUUUUAUCCUUCUGAAGUGCUUUUCCUUAAAAAAAGUAAAAGUGACUGAAGAGUCUCUUCCCCUCCCACCCCCCACUUUUGGUACUACUUUUUGAAAGGCCUGGGAGAGAUGAAUGAAAAUAACUUUCUUGUUGACCUUACGGCUAAGGCAAUAAAUCAAAAACCAAAGUAGUGUCAAGAUCUAGACCUGAGAGAUUCAGCCUGCUGUAUUUGGAGUAAAGACGAUUCUUUUAAGAUGUCUUGUUCAGUAUUCUCCAUUUUUUGGCUACCUGCUGUUCUCAUCUUUGGGGUGGCAAGGGCCUGCUACUUUUGCUGUGUUCCUAGAAGUCACUAGGUGAGACUUUCUUAUCCCUCCCUUUCUUUCCCUCCAUCCUGCUGCUGUUUCUUAGCCAGCUAGACAGAAGGUUUAUGCAUCUUUACAGUGAUGUCUGUGAUGGAGCUGUGCUCCCUAGCAGUCUUAUGUUGAUUACAGAUGAUUACUUAGGAUUUUUCUGCUUGAGAGGCAUCAAAAUGAUGGUAGUUUGCUUUUAUCCUUUUGUGUUCAUUUUCUUUUAGCAGGUACCUUUCUGCAUUAAGAACUGUUCCUUUUAUUUUUUAAUUACCUUUUCUCCUCGGUGGAGAGAGCAUGACAUAUCCUGAAGGCCACCUUUCCCUUGGAAAAGGGUUUGAUGAAGGAAUUGGCAGUCACCUGCUAAGUCUUCGAAAAAAAUGGGGAUCUGAGUCACUUCCCCUCUGUUCACUUCUGAACUUCUUUGGCCAGGAACUCCUGACUGGUGUUAAGGUGAUGAUUUCCCUUCCAUGCUUUACUUAGAAUCAUAGAAUUUUAGAGCUACGUUGAGAUUUAAAAAAUUUUAGUUCAUUUUAAUUGAUGAGGUUAGAUGUUUCAUUUCAGAUAAUAGCUACUUAACAGUAGAGUUCCUGACUCAACGCCUGUACUUUCUACAGCUGUCUUAAUUGAAUAUGCUGUAUGUUUCUUUAAAAAUUAGGAGUGCUACUUGAUGUCUUCAGGAAGAUACUUGAAAAGAUACGCUGUUUCGAUAAAUUCCAUCAGUAUUCAAACUGUUUAAAGAAGUGUACUAAGCACAACUUAGUGAAAAUUAUCUUCAUGUUAACCCUUCUACUACUCCACUCAGUACUAUGUAGCAAAAAUAGGUUACCUGAUUUCAGCACUGGCAGGAGCACAGCAGAGAGCCUUAGUUAAGAGAGCCUUAUAAAACAGUACUUAAAUGGACAUUAUGCUCAUAACCUUACGUUUACUUUAUUCCUGUUUCUUAUCGAGAAUUUCAUAAAUCUUAAAAAAAAAUGACAAACGAUAGGGCCUAGCUGUGUAUAAAUGAUCCUUGCUCAGUAUCUUGAGAUUUUUUUGUAAAACACAAACACGAAAAGCUUAUUUUCACAUUACGAUGGAAAUGUCUUUUGCAACUUCAGAAUUCUAUGGAAAAGCAGUUUUUCAUAUUUUGUGUCCAUGCAUCUUUUUUCUUAAAAUGGUUUACAAGAAAGAAUGUUAAAACAACUUGUGAUCUGGCCAGUUGUAUUUUUAAGCUCCUGCAGGGAGGGUUGGUAUCCUGAAUUGAGUAGAAAUCAUGCAGGAAAACUUGAGGGAGCAGUCUGUUGCCAGUAAUGUUUCUUGUGUGUGCCAUUAAGCCACCUCCAGCUGAGUGUGGGGGAAUCUUCACUUUUUAAUUUCAAAACUGUAUUUGAAAUUGUUGUUGUGUACUAAGAACUUGACCUAAAUAAAAUUCUACAAUGUCCAAA
Callorhinus ursinus (northern fur seal) is the source of this 5241-nucleotide messenger RNA. The record is from RefSeq and is a predicted model, not a curated record. NCBI's taxonomy places the organism in Eukaryota, Metazoa, Chordata, Mammalia, Carnivora, Otariidae.